UUUCUUGAAAUUGAAAGGUGUGACCAAUUGGAGCAUAUAAUUGUUGAAAAUGUAGAAGAACGGGUCUCAUCAGAGAGUCAUCUCCAACCUUUAUGCUUCCCUAAACUGGAAAGAGUCAAUGUCAUAUACUGUAAUAAAUUGAAAUAUCUCUUCCCCAUGACCAUCGCUGAUAGUCUUUUAGAACUAAAAGUUCUCGUAGUAAAAGAAAACUCUCAAUUAAUGGAAGUAUUCACACAUGAAGGAGACGCCGGAGUUCAGAAAGAUGUAACGCUCCCUCAACUAGAAUUUAUGGGACUCAAAGGUCUACCAAGCCUUGUUAACUUCUGCCCAAAGAACUGUCAGUUUAUACUGCCAAAAUUGAGGGAGUUAAGAGUGGAAAGCUGUAAGAACAUGAGGACGACUUUUACCCGUAAUCCAGACAGAAGUGUGCUUAUAAAUGGAGAGGUAGCCCAGAUAGACGAGCCUACAGGGAUUUCAACAAUUUCUCCAGCGCUUACCACAUGCCCUGCCAACAACGAUAUAACAUGGACAGGUUUUAACUUUUAACUGCACAAACCUUUUAUUAUAUUUAAUUUAUUUUUCCUUAUUUCUUACUUUGACAAAAUAAACUAUUGUUGUGUUCAGUUGAUUUUUAUGUGACAGGCGAUUUAAUAUGGAAAGCCUUUUUUUUUCCUUACUGCGGAUGGGAUAAUGACUUCGUAUAUGAUGACUGUUUAUGAUCUUUUCAAUACACGUGGCUUAAAUUUCUGGUGGGCUCAUGGAUGGAUGGAGGUUCUACUUCUCUAGAGGUCUCCGUCCUCAAGAUUGUCAUCUCUGUAUUACACAACUCUUUUGCUUUCUAUUUAUUUUCUUUUAACAUCGCUAUAUUGUUGAACUCUAAAUACGUUACAAGUGUGUGUGAUAAUUCUACUUUCCUAGUUCCUUUACAUUUUAUGCUUUCAGCAACACAAGACAACAAAUAAAUAAUUUAUUUGAUGUGUGUGUUUUAUUUUAUUUUAUUUU
Molecule: messenger RNA, 1002 nt
Organism: Quercus lobata
Lineage: Eukaryota; Viridiplantae; Streptophyta; Magnoliopsida; Fagales; Fagaceae
Exons: 2
Coding region: 157-546 (129 amino acids)
Source: RefSeq, a predicted model, not a curated record